This is a messenger RNA of Culex quinquefasciatus (southern house mosquito), 490 nucleotides long. RefSeq names its product electron transfer flavoprotein regulatory factor 1 (gene osi). Gene Ontology annotation, biological process: respiratory electron transport chain. The record is from RefSeq and is a predicted model, not a curated record. The coding region runs from base 117 to 365 and encodes 82 amino acids. Gene Ontology annotation, cellular component: mitochondrion. NCBI's taxonomy places the organism in Eukaryota, Metazoa, Arthropoda, Insecta, Diptera, Culicidae. The transcript has 2 exons.
CCUCGCAAUGUUUUGUUGUUGAGUCGCUGUUGAUCGAUGUCGUAACCUAAUCGCGAGAGAGUGUUCAAAACAAACCCUUUUCAAGUGCAACCAGAAGGACUACUGCGAUCGUCGACAUGUCCAGCACACGUCAGCGCGUACUAGAUCUGUACAAAAGGCUCCAGUACCUGGGCCGCGAGUACCCGGGUGGGCCGGACAAGUUCCGGCAAAAGUGCUACGGAGCGUUCAAGCGGCAGAGCACCGAAUCCGAUCCUGGGAAAAUCGAGAAGGCGAUCGCGCUCGGCGAGUACGUGGAGAAGGAGAUCGUGGCGCUGUACAGCCUGAAAAAGUACCGAGCCAUGAAGAAGCGCUACUACGACAGCUGAACUUUGGACCGUUAUGGAAUGUUUGUUUGUUCACACUGGAUGUUGCUGUUGAAGAGAUUAUUGUUUUGAUUUGUAUAUUUAGGUAGACAAUAAAAAAAUAAAAGGAGUUUUCGGCAUAACGGUUA